UCUUUCUUCUUUUCAUCAUCUUCUUCUCUUCUUCUGUUCUCUCUUUCAUCCUAACAGCUAUAACUAGGAAGAAUUCUGCUCUGAUCAACAGCUAGAACUAGAUUACGUUUAGUUCCCUAUAUAGAAAAGAAAAGGAACCUAGUUUCAACUGCCAUCUUCCUUCUUCAUCAACAUGAGUAUUGAAGAUUCUUUUAAGUCUCUCUCUCUAGACUAUCUUAACCUUCUCAUUAAUGGUCAAGCUUUCAGUGAUGUAACUUUCAGUGUGGAAGGUCGUCUUGUUCAUGCACAUAAAUGCAUCUUGGCUGCAAGAAGUAUUUUCUUUCGUAAAUUCUUCUCAGAAUCAUCAUCUCCUUCUUCUGAUUCGCCUAAUGGAACUCCUGUAUCAUCGUCACCACAGACUGUCAUACCAGUGAAUUCUAUUGGUUAUGAGGUUUUCUUGUUGAUGUUGCAGUUUUUAUACAGUGGGCAAGUUUCAAUUGUUCCUCAAAAACAGGAACCAAGACCUAAUUGUGGAGAAAGGGGUUGUUGGCAUACUCAUUGCAGUUCAGCUGUUGAUCUUGCUCUGGAUGUUCUUUCUGCUGCAUCUUCUUUUGGUGUUGAGCAGCUUGUACUGCUUACUCAGAGGCAUUUGGCAAGCAUAGUAGAAAAAGCUUCAAUUGAAGAUGUAAUGAAGGUUUUAUUAGUAUCAAGGAAACAAGAAAUGCAACAACUCUGGAGUACAUGUUCCCACCUUGUUGCUAAAUCCGGUCUUCCACCAGAAAUACUUGCUAAACACUUGCCAUUUGAUGUUGUAGCUAAAAUCGAAGAAGUUAGAUUAAAGUCUUCAUUGUUCACAACCCAGCAGAAUCAAUUCUCUUUUGUUCCUCAACAUCACCAGCACCAUCAUCAACUCCAAAACCAUGACCAUAAUGACUAUCACCAUCUGCAUCUCAGUAUAUCAGCUGACCUUGAAGAUCAAAAGAUUAGAAGAAUGAGACGAGCACUAGAUUCUUCUGAUGUUGAACUUGUUAAGUUAAUGGUAAUGGGCGAAGGACUUAACCUUGAUGAAUCACUUGCUUUACAUUAUGCAGUCGAAAAUUGUAGUCGAGAAGUGGUUAAAGCACUGCUUGAACUGGGUGCAGCUAAUGUUAACUAUCAAGCUGGUCCAACAGGAAAGACAUCGCUGCAUAUUGCAGCUGAGAUGGUAUGUCCAGAUAUGGUAGCUGUUUUAUUAGAUCAUCAUGCUGAUCCUAAUGUUAGAACUACCGAUGGCAUUACACCACUUGAUGUUUUAAGAACAUUGACAUCUGAUUUCCUUUUCAAAGGUGCUAUCCCUGGACUUUCUCAUAUUGAACCUAAUAAACUUAGGUUAUGCCUUGAAUUAGUUCAGUCAGCAGCUCUUGUUAUCUCCCGGGGCGAAGACGGCGAAGAAUGAACAGAAGGAGAAGAAGUAAAUUAAUCUGGCAACAUUUCAGGAAAGAAAUCCUACUCAAACGCGAAAGAUUAGUAAGUGAUGAGAUUAUAUAUCAAUAUAUAUAAUGAUAUGUUACUAAUCAUGGAUAUAUAUAUGUCACAGCUAAUUAACUGCAUGUGUAAGCACUAAGUUGAGCAGUUGGUGUUAGUACUAAUGUAUUUAAUCUCGUUAUUAUCAACUGUGGUAUAUGAAGAAAUAAAAAUGACGGGGAAAGACAAAAAUGAAGUCUAGUACUGAAAAGGAAGAAAUCACUGAUGGAUUUGCAUAAAACACUGGUUCUCUGCCCCUCUCUCUCUCUCUGUGCCAUUUAUAUUCCUUUCUUCUUUUGCAUCGUCUGUUUUUUUUUUUUUUUUUCUUUCUUUCUCUUUUCUUCUGCAGCCUAGAUAGCUCUUUGUUUUUUGCUACCGGUUCUUGUAUGAUUUGGAUUAUAGUAUGCAGUGUAGUGAAAUUGAUAAUUGGUAAUAAUAAUGAAAUAAAGAUAACAUGAAUUUUGUUUUUCUUGGGGGAGGAGACAACAAGAAUCUGUCUAGAAAAGCUUUUUCUUGAGUGAUGGAUGAAGAGAU
Molecule: messenger RNA, 2016 nt
Organism: Papaver somniferum (opium poppy)
Lineage: Eukaryota; Viridiplantae; Streptophyta; Magnoliopsida; Ranunculales; Papaveraceae
Product: regulatory protein NPR5-like
Exons: 2
Coding region: 173-1414 (413 amino acids)
Biological process (GO): plant organ development
Molecular function (GO): protein binding
Source: RefSeq, a predicted model, not a curated record